AUGUCCGCCGACCAGAUGGUGUGCCAAAUUGGCGAGGUGUGUGCCAGCGGCAAACCGGAGUUUGAGCAAAGCUCGCUUGGUGUUGUCUUGGACAACCUGCCGCCACCCUGCAAGCCUGACCUGGACCUGGUGGACGUGAGUCUGUGCCCGAUCUACCCUAUUGAAAGCGAGAGCCGUGAGGAUCAGAGCUGGACGCUCAACCUUCGCACGCCUUCCACUUCUUCGUUGACACCACGAUACCAUGAUGUGCCGCCAGGCACACUGCUGCCUCCGGACGGUCGUUCGCACUGGCUUCAUGUGAUGCGCAUGAACGAGUUUUGCAAGGAUGUGACGGCCUACCCUCCGAAGUUCAAGCACACGGUUCUUCAACGGCGCCAGCGGGAUCUGGAUGCAACGGAGAAUCAUAUCCAGAGGAAGCUGGGUUCAUGUAUGGCGAUGAUGGCAAGCCUCGCGUGA
Molecule: messenger RNA, 456 nt
Organism: Symbiodinium pilosum
Lineage: Eukaryota; Dinophyceae; Suessiales; Symbiodiniaceae
Source: the annotation of a GenBank genome assembly